Adineta steineri is the source of this 1389-nucleotide messenger RNA. The record is from the annotation of a GenBank genome assembly. Lineage: Eukaryota; Metazoa; Rotifera; Eurotatoria; Adinetida; Adinetidae.
AUGUCAACACCUUCAGCUAAAAAAAUCAAAUUAGACAACAUACCACAAUGUCCUUAUGGUAGUAAAUGUUAUCGUAAAAAUCCAGCUCAUCUCAAAGAAUUUUCACAUUCCGAUCCUGUAUCACAUUCUAUUACUCCAAAACUAGCUACGACUGAUACUGAUAAAACAUUACCAGUAUGUCCAUUUGGUGCUACAUGUUAUCGAAAAAAUUUAUUACAUUUUACAACAUAUAGUCAUCCAUUCGAUCUUUUAAAUCCUGAUGUUGAUAGUAGUGAUGAUGAAGAAAUCGAAAAAAAAACUACAGAUCAAUUAAAUACAACAGAUGAUAGUAAAAAACGAAAAAUUGAAGAAGAAGACGAUGGUGAUAAAACAGAAGAAUAUGAUUCGGAUGAUGAAACUGUCUAUGAUGUAAAAUUGGAAAAAACAUUUUCUAAAAUGACUGAUGAUGAAAAACGUUUAAUGAUUGAAAGAGCAUUUGAAUUAAAAGAAAAAUUGCAAGAAAAACUAAAACAAUCUCGUGAAGAAACAGAACAAAGUAAAAAAGAAAUUGAACAACUUCACGGCAAAAUUAGUGAAGGUGUAUUAUUAUUGGAAGGUGAAGAAGAAAUACUUAAAGGAACUGAAAUGAAAUAUUUUGAAUUAUUUCCAGAACGAAAUUACAAACAAGGUUCAGCUGCGGAAGUACAUUUUCGUUUAGCUGAAUCACAAUUCUAUCGUUUAUUAAGUGGACAUGCUACAGCUCAUGUAAAUAAAGUCGAAUAUGUUUGUAAUCCAAUUUUAAUCAAUAAAUUCAAUAAAGCACGAGAAGAAUUAAAGAAUAAACGUGGUGACGAAUAUUCUUAUCCGGUAUUAGCUUUUCAUGGUACAGCUAUUGCUAAUAUUCAACCCAUAUGUGAAAAUGGUUUUAAAGUACCUGGUCAAGCUGGAUUUAAGCACGCGACUGAUGAUGGUUAUUGGGGUCGAGGAACAUAUUUUAGUGAAUAUCCGAAUUAUUCGAUGGGUUAUAUAAAAGGCGCUACAAAAUUAUUAUUAUGUCAAAUCUUGCAAGGAAAAGUAUUUCAAUGUACACAAUUAAUUCAUGGUGCUGAUCUUAAAGAUGGCUAUGAUUCACAUUGUUCACCUGAUAAAAAGGAAUUGAUUAUUUUUCGUAGUGAUUAUAUUCUUCCUCAAUAUAUUGUUCAUUAUAAAAUUAAUGCUGGUGAAUUUCGAUAUACAGCUAGUCGUGCUACAAAAGAAGCAAUAAAGAAAAAACUAGCUAAAAUUGGAAAAUUAUAUAAAAAAGCAAUAGCAGUAAAAGAUAAAAAGUACAUAUUUAUUUUUAUUCAUAAACAGAAAUGUUUUAAGGCUGAUCUCGGUCCCGUAACUUGUUCUUUUAAUUAGUUACGGGAC